Messenger RNA from Ruditapes philippinarum (Manila clam), 2761 nucleotides. RefSeq lists its product as uncharacterized. The coding region runs from base 586 to 2418 and encodes 610 amino acids. Lineage: Eukaryota; Metazoa; Mollusca; Bivalvia; Venerida; Veneridae. The transcript has 3 exons. The record is from RefSeq and is a predicted model, not a curated record.
AUAUCAUUUGUAUAGGUUAGAUAUCGUUAAUAUAUUGCCUGAGCUAUUGACAGAUCAGAUUUUGACAAAAUGAUCUUUAUGCCAGCUUAAGUUAAUCUUUAAAGUCUACUUAACGCAUAAGAUUUCUAUGAUUAAAGUACUGAUUUGUGGAAUGAAAUGAAAAUAUUAUUAUAUUUUAGGAAAUUUAACCAAAAAAUAAACUUUUAAUUUUUUGGUUAAAUGUGUUAAAAAAGCAGAGUUAAUUGGAAUUGGAUUUAAAUUUUAAGUGUGAAGCCAUAUAAUAUUGAGAUACGAUGUACAUUAUAUAAUGAAAAAGAGGCUGUGCGCGGAGUUAGUAAAAAAUACUACAAAUACGAGUCAACAAACCAUUUUGAGUGUAUCCUGAUCAAAAUUCAUUUCCAUUUUCCAUAAUUUCUGAGGAAAAUGCAAAGUAAUUAGCGAAUUUAAACAUAGAACGAAAUUUAGCAGGAAACUUAUAGAAGCAAUUUUACUCAAUUAACCUCUAUUUCAGUGACUUAGAUGUGAAAAUUGGAAAAUCAAAUCGUUUUAAUUUUUGGAUGAAUUAAGAAAUACGCACACAACAAAAUGGCAUCAUUGGUAUCUACAAUUGGGGACUUGCUACUCUGUCCAGUAUGUAAGGAAAUUUUACGCCAACCUCGCACGUUACCUUGUCAACACAGUAUUUGCCAUGACUGUCUGAAAAAUCUCAUAGCAAAUAUUGACCGUCUUGAACAGAGCCAUGCAGACUUUCCAUGCCCAGUAUGCCGGAGUGUCACAAAACUACCGAAGGCUAGCAGUAUUGAGAUACAGGUGGUAGCGUUCCCCAUCAAUCGUUUGGUACUUUCGAUGAUGGAUGCCAUUACGCAGCAUAAUGAUGAUUGGCCAAAAUGCAAACUCCACCCUGAAAAGUCAGCUGACCUUGUUUGCGUCACGCACGACAUCCUUGUCUGCAGCAAAUGUAUUCUUACCACCCACAAGCAUUGCCGUGUUCUUGAUAUGAAUGACUAUGUAAAAAGUACUUACUACACAACAAAAUGUGGGGAUAUUAAUGAAAACUUAAAGCGGUACAAAAAUCAUAUUGGUAUUGUUAUGGAUGAAAUUUCAAACAAAAUUGAAAGCGUUUCCAAAGAUGAAGAAGCUCUAAUGAAUGAAAUAGCAUGUUUAAGAGACACGUUCAAUACAGCAUUUGAUUCACUGGAAGAAAGGAUAUUGAAUAAGGGUGCAACUUUAAAGAAACAGGGCAUUUCUUGUCUACAGAAACAAAGAACAAUGCUUGAAGAGUUGAUAGCUGAUGUACAGACUUCCCUUUCUGAAAUAGAUGACGCUAAAUCAUCAGAUAUACCAUCUAAACGUUUGUUAGCAUUGCGUACAGCCGAGGCAAACCUCAAAAUGGUGGACAUGGAAAUGGGAAACAUUUCACUACCAGUGACAAACUUUAAACUACAGAUCAGUGCUAAAAUGGAAGCCUGUGUGGUCAUGCUGAAAGAUGCAGUUGAUGUUAUAUCAGAGGAGAACAGUUUUGAUAUUCCACCGCUACCGCCACCAAUUGUCACAAUUCCUGCAACUCCCAAAAAGGAAGGCAAGCAGUUUAAACGAACUCCUGUAGAAAUGUGUGCUGUCAAGGUCAGUUCAUUUGGAGUGAGGAUGCACAAUGACAAGAGCCCAUGUGAUAUAACAGGUUCAACAGUAAUGCCAGAUGGCAGACUUGUGCUAGUUGAUUAUAACAACAAAAAACUCAAAGUCCUUGAUCGAGACUUCCAUCUCAUGUCAGAUUUCAAAACCGACGGUGCAUCAUUCGACACAACUACAUUAUCACAUAACCAGGUUGCAGUAACAGUGCCAAAGGAUAAGAGAAUCCAUUUUCUAAGUCUGCAAGAUGGAAUGAAAACUGCUGACAGUAUUCACACUCGACUGGAAUGCUGGGGAUUGGACUAUGUGGACGAGAAACUUGUUACCGUGACUAAUAGUGAUGAUCACAUGAUCCUGUUUUACAAUAAGAAAGGGACAGAACUUAUCUCGUGUAGCUUAGGCUCGCAAGAUCCAAAUAUGAAAUGGCCAAUAUCAGUGUGUGUUGAUACAAAAGAUAAAAUUUACAUCUGCUGCCAAGGUGAAGGUGACUCUGAAGAUAUCAACGGCUGUCUGGUGAUAAUAGAUUCCUCAGGUCAAGUGAGAAGCAUGUACAUGGACCCUGGCUUGAGGAAAGCAACUAGCUGCACUAAAGAUGAAGAUGGGAACAUUUUUAUUUGCGGUUUAUCUUCAGCAAAUGUUCAUCAAAUUCCAAGAUCUGGAGACCGACUUGGACAGAUUAUUUCUGGUCUAAGUAAGCCCAUUCAUGUGAAGAGUUACUGGGAUACAGGUAGUUUGCUGGUUAUGGAGCGAUUCUGUAAUGAUGUAUGUGUGUAUCAAAUGCAAGAAUAGCAAUUAUAUCUAUGUGAAAAUUAUUGAAAUAAUAAAAACAAUAGAAAAAAAAAACAUGAAAGUUCUAGAUAUUUGUAAAAUUCUAUACUUUAUUAAGGAUAGGACAAAUAGAUCAAAACCAACACAAAUUUAGAUAUCAAUACAUGUUUCGCUUUAUUAGCUUCGUCAGUUGAUACAUAAAGGAAAUGAACACAUUUAUUAAUAGCAUUUUAUAUCAGAGUAUUGAUAUACUUAGUAAUAAUAGUGAGCUUUGAAUGUAGACGCUAGUAAAAAAUAAUUAUAAGCAUUUCUAUAUUCUAUUCUAUAUCAGCUUUUUUAGCUAAAAAUAAAAGUAAAAACACAG